Molecule: messenger RNA, 2299 nt
Organism: Gaeumannomyces tritici R3-111a-1
Lineage: Eukaryota; Fungi; Ascomycota; Sordariomycetes; Magnaporthales; Magnaporthaceae
Product: short-chain-fatty-acid-CoA ligase
Exons: 3
Coding region: 389-2134 (581 amino acids)
Biological process (GO): fatty acid metabolic process
Molecular function (GO): medium-chain fatty acid-CoA ligase activity
Source: RefSeq, a predicted model, not a curated record
GUUUAGACCGUGUUGUCCCUCCCUCCCAUCUGCACCUGUGGGUCCAUGCGGCAUUUCUGGGUGCGCUGCAAUGGCAAAAGACAAGAGAGGAUAUGCGGCGGUUUUUUUCUACUUUCUUUUUCCUGGCCUGUCAACCGGGAUGGCUAGUAUAUACCCUGGUCCUGUGUCCGGAAUCGGAGGCCCUGGCAUGCAUGCUGCGACCCUGAUUGCUUUCUAUGACAAGGUAGUACCUCUGCAUGUCCCCCGGCCCAAGACCAUGGCUCCUUUGCCGUCUGCGAGUCUUUUCUUUAGCCGGCUUGCUUUCAAGUAACAUAUCGCCGCCGACACUGCCCCCUUGUGCACAAUAGCAGCUCCUUAUUUUGUCAAAGAGACCAGAACACCAGGCAACAUGGCUCAGCUACAGCACACGAUACCGGUUGACGGCACCGUCCUACGGAGGGAAAAGCUGUCCCUCCUACACGGCCCCGUCGAUCCUCCGCUUGUCGACUUUACGCUCGGGGAGCUGCUGGACCUCCAGUGCCAACAUCAUGGUACCGAGGAGUGCAUCGUCAUCCCUUGGACUGGAGCGAGGUGGACCUACAACGAGCUCAACCAGCAAAGCUGCCUGAUAGCAAGAGCUCUUUUAUCCAUGGGCAUUGGCAUGGGAGACCGCGUGGGCAUCAUGGCCGGUAACUGUGAGCAGUACGCGGCGGUAUUCUUCGCCGUGGCCCGGAUUGGUGGCAUUCUCGUCAUUCUCAACAACACCUACACGGCGACCGAAGCACAAUACGCCCUCAAGUUCACUGAGUGCAGGGUUUUCUUCACCACAAAGCGAAUUGGGCGGUUGACAAACGAGCCGCUACUUUUAGAGCUCGCGGCCCAGGCAGACGCGCCAACAGUGGUGAUAAUACGUGGCGACUCUGGCAGCUUUCUUCCUUACAAGGACGUUAUUCAAAGCGGCAUCCGAUUCAGCUCCCGGAGACUCCAGGAGGCCCAGACAAAGGUGCUUCCGUACAACGUCUGCAAUCUGCAGUUCACAAGCGGCACGACGGGCAGGCCCAAAGCCGCCAUGCUAACACACCACAACCUUGUCAACAACGCCCGCUAUAUCGGAGACAGGAUGCAGUUGGGCCCCUCGGAUGCCCUCUGCUGCCCCCCGCCCAUGUUCCAUUGCUUCGGCCUGGUUCUCGGCAUGCUGGCGACGGUGACGCACGGAGGCAAGAUCGUGUACCCGGCCGAGGUCUUCGACGCAGAGGCGACACUGCGCGCGGUGCGCGAGGAGCGCUGCACGGCGCUUCACGGCGUCCCCGCCAUGUUCGACUCCCUGCUCGCGCUCCCGGAAGCGGCCGACCUCAGGGCGUCGGACUUGGCGCUACGCACGGGGAUCGUGGCCGGAGCGCCGGUGCCGCGGCACCUGAUGGAGCAGAUGGUGACGCGGCUCGGCAUGUCCGAGUUCACGUCGAGCUACGGCCUGACCGAGGCGUCGCCGACGUGCUUCAACGCCUUCACCGACGACGCCGUGGCCACGCGCCUGGCCACGGUCGGGACGCUGAUGCCGCACGCGCGCGCCAAGAUUGUCGACCGCGACGGGAACACGGUCCCCCUCGGCAGCCGGGGCGAGCUCUGCAUCGCCGGCUACCAGCUGCAGGCGGGCUACUGGAACAACUCGGAGAAGACGGCCGAGGUGAUGCGGCGGGACGGCGACGGGGUGCUGUGGCUGCACACUGGCGACGAGGCCGUGUUCGACGAGCGCGGCUACUGCGCCAUCACGGGCCGCUUCAAGGACAUCAUCAUCCGCGGCGGCGAGAACAUCUACCCGCUCGAGAUCGAGGAGCGCCUCGUCGCGCACCCGGCCGUCGCGUCCGCCGUCGUGGUGGGGCUCAAGAGCGCCCGCUACGGUGAGGUCGUCGGGGCGUUUUUGGGUGCCGCCGAGGAGCGCGGCGGUGCCAAUGCCAAGCUGCCGGAUGACGGUGAGGUGCGCGAGUGGGUCAAGGCCAAGCUGGGCAAUCACAAGGCUCCUGCGCACAUUUUCUGGCUCGGGAGGGACGGCGUGCCUCGGGAUGUGCCCCUGACAGGGAGUGGAAAGGUGCGCAAGUUUGAGAUGGCGAUUCUUGGGAAUAACCUUCUCGAGAACCCCGCCACCGCCAAGCUUUAGAUGGGACUUUUUCUUUUGGUUUUCUCAUCUGUUUGUAUAUGUGUUGGGAUAGACUGUUCUGUUACCUAAAGCAAUAGAGUAUCUAAAAGCUAUAGAUAUCAAUGUUGCUCGUGGUCGGGCACUAUCGCCAUUCCAUUCUAUUUUUACUUCUUUCACUAUACAACC